AGACUAUAACCACUAAUUUCUCUGCUUCAACUUGUUACAUAAAUGCACUUGAGAACUAAAGUCCAGAGAGGAAAAAGAAAAUUUAGCGAGAGCAAGUAUGAACAUGCGAAACUUCUUCUUCGUGUCAUUUCUGUUACUAGUUUCACUUCACAAUCUCCAAGCUCAACUUGCACCAAACACCGCAGGUUAUGCAUGUACGCCAACCCCAUUAACAUAUCCAUGUCAAACUUAUGUUCAUUACAGAGCUCAAUCUCCAAAUUUUCUAGACCUGGCAAACAUUUCUGAUCUUUUUUCACUGAGUAGACUUAUGAUCACAAAACCAAGUAACAUUUCAUCUCCAAGUUCUCCUCUUUUACCCCAACAAUCUCUUUUGAUCCCUAUAACCUGUUCUUGUAAUUCAGAUUUCAAUAUAUCUUUUGCUAAUCUUACUUACACAAUCCAUGGAGGCGAUACUUUUUACUUGGUCUCUUCCAAUCAUUUCCAAAACCUCACUACUUAUCAGUCCGUUCAAAUUGUUAACCCUAAACUUAUACCAACUAAACUCGAUAUCGGUGAUCAAGUAAUUUUCCCAAUCUUUUGUAAAUGUCCAAAUAAAACCAGCACAGAGACUCAUCAAACAAAUUUUCUCAUCAGUUAUGUUUUUCAACCUUCUGAUAAUUUAUCUGCAAUUGCAACAAAAUUUGAAUCAAAUCUAAAAUCAUUGGUAGAAAUCAAUGGAGGAAAAGAAAAUUUCAGUCCUUAUGAAACAAUUUUCGUUCCAGUUUCUAAACUACCAAUUUUCCAACAACCUACUGGUAUUUCUCCUGUUUCACAACCUACUGGUAUUUCUCCUGUUUCUGAUAAUCCAAGAAGUAGUGUGAGAAAAGGAGCUGUUGUUGGAUUAUCAAUUGGAUUAGGAAUAACAGUUUUUAUGUUAAUUCUAUUGAUUUCGAUUAUGGGUUUUAGAUUUUACAAAGAAAAGAAUGAAGAUAAGGAAGCGAACGGGUAUCAGUUUGGGAAAGGGAAAUCAUUUGAUGAAGAGAAUUUAAUGGCUGAUGUAUCAGAUUGUUUGGAUAAGUAUAGAGUUUAUGGAAUUCAAGAUUUGAAAGAAGCAACUGCUGGGUUCUCUCAAAGUUCUUUGAUUCAUGGGUCUGUGUUCAAAGGAUGCAUUGGUGGAGAAUUCUAUGCCAUCAAAAGGAUGAAAUGGAAUGCUUGUGAAGAGCUCAAGAUCUUACAUAAGGUAAACCAUGGGAAUUUGGUGAAGCUUGAGGGUUUCUGUAUAGAUCCUCAGGACGACAACUGUUAUCUCAUAUAUGAGUUCGUCGAUAAUGGGUCUCUUCAUUCAUGGCUUCACGAGGAAUCUAAUGGCGUUUCAAAAAAGAAACUUGAUUGGAAAACAAGGUUAAGAAUCGCCAUCGAUGUUGCAAACGGUCUCCAGUAUAUCCAUGAGCACACUAGGCCGACAGUAGUACAUAAAGACAUAAAGACUAGCAACAUUCUAUUAGACGGAAAUAUGAGAGCCAAGAUUGCUAACUUUGGUCUUGCUAAAUCUGGCUGUAAUGCCAUCACUAUGAACAUUGUUGGAACCCAAGGUUAUAUUGCCCCAGAAUAUCUAGAAGACGGAAUUGUAACAACAAAAAUGGAUGUUUUCGCAUUUGGGGUGGUUUUACUUGAGAUUAUUUCAGGCAAGGAAGCUAUUGAUGAAGCAGGGAAGGUCUUAUGGACCGAUGCACAUACACUUUUAGAAGGAAAAGAAGACGAGAAACAUGAGAGGUUAAAGAGAUGGAUGGAUUUGGCUCUUGUUAACGGGGAAUCUUGCAUGUUAGAGAGCAUCACGAACGUAAUUGCAGUUGCAGCUGCUUGUUUGCAACGAGAAGCUUCUCGAAGGCCGAGUAUGUUAGAAGUUGUUUAUACACUUUCUAAGAGUGAUGACUUGUAUGUAGAUUUCUCAGAGGACGGAUUAUCUGUAACCCCAGUUUUAGCUAGAUGAGACUGAAAAGUUAUACUCUCUUUGUUUUUUGGAAAACAGUUAUUAUCACUUUUCCAAUUUGACCUAUUUUUAGGCUACAAUGAAACCUCUAUAAUUUUUUAUUUAAAGAAAUUUUAUGAAAUUUCGACA
Messenger RNA from Papaver somniferum (opium poppy), 2098 nucleotides. RefSeq names its product serine/threonine receptor-like kinase NFP. Gene Ontology annotation, molecular function: ATP binding; protein kinase activity. NCBI's taxonomy places the organism in Eukaryota, Viridiplantae, Streptophyta, Magnoliopsida, Ranunculales, Papaveraceae. The record is from RefSeq and is a predicted model, not a curated record. Gene Ontology annotation, biological process: protein phosphorylation. The transcript is spliced from 2 exons. The coding region runs from base 98 to 1969 and encodes 623 amino acids.